This is a messenger RNA of Phyllostomus hastatus (greater spear-nosed bat), 3157 nucleotides long. It is a transcript of the gene BPIFC, whose product is annotated as BPI fold containing family C. The record is from RefSeq and is a predicted model, not a curated record. NCBI's taxonomy places the organism in Eukaryota, Metazoa, Chordata, Mammalia, Chiroptera, Phyllostomidae. Bases 1174 to 2697 code for a protein of 507 amino acids. Gene Ontology annotation, molecular function: lipid binding. The transcript has 22 exons.
CCCCGCCGCCCCUCAAGGCCCAGCUGUGCCUGGUCCUUAUCUCAGUUCCUCCGUGGCGCCCAGCUCCAGCGGCGUCUGCUCCGAGGAGCCGUAGGUUGAGCCCAGGCUCCGGUAGUUUCUUCCCGUUUCAGCAAAAUGUAAAACAGCCUGCAGUCGGUGCUUUAGCUCUGAAAUUUCUACAGGUCCGGAACUGGGGCCUGACUUGGCCGGGUGGUUCUGCCUGGGUCUCCCGUGAGAUGGCAAUCAGGAUGGAGGCCAAGACUGCGGUUGUCCGGAGGUCUGCCUCCAACGUGGACCACUCGCGUGGCUAUUGACAGGAGGCAUCAGCUUGUCACUGCACGGACCUCCGCAUAAGGCCACGAGAGUGUCCCCAUGACACGGCAUCUGGCUGCCCUGGGAGCAGGUUACCCCAGAGAGACGGAAGCAGAGAAGCCACAGUGUUUUUUUAGGACCUAGCCUCAGAAGCCACACACCGACAGUUCUUCAGCGCAGGGGGAUGAACCCAAAGGCCUGAAUACCAGUCAAUAGACGGCAAUCCUUGGGGGCCAUCUGGAAGGCUGGCGCGACCAUAGAGGGUGGCAGUGUUUGUCCACAUCCUGACCUUCAGGAAGGAAGCCAGCCUCGAUCGCCUCCUUUGCGUCAGAUACUGACCUAGGUGCUGAGGACUCCCACAGAUUGAAAAGACGUAUUCCGGUGCAUUGGUUACAGCUGAGUGAAUCAACUGGUGUAACCCCCCAGGAUGGCAGAAGGAAUCCAACCAGAGGAGUGCACGAGGGUCUAGAAAAGAACCAAACUGUUCCCAAGGCACUGCCAGGAUUUAAGGAUGUCACCUUAAUGUCUGCAAGCAACAGGCACUGCAGCCUUCAAAGAGUUUAAAAAUUUACAUUUCUCUUUUGUAGCAUUUUAUAGAAUACUACAAAGGGAUGAUGUCACUCUUCUGUGGGACUCCCCAUUCAUUGGCUCCCUGUAGGCUUUUUUAAACUUCAAAGAAAUGCUGAGACAGGAAGCCAUUAGUAACCUUCAGACAAGAAGCGGACACUUAGAAAUGCCUUCUGUGGUCUCGCCCUGGAAGACGAGGAUGCUGAGUUCAAAGCUCAAGUAGAGAACACACCAACUUCAAAGGCAGAGGGAAUCGAAGGUGCUCCCUGGCUCUGGACGCUUCCUCUGCUCGAGAUGCGUAUAAAAAUGGUCCAAGUCCUUUGGGGAUGUGUUCUCCUUUGGAAUGUCUACAUCUCAUCUGCUCAGACCGUAUACCCUGGAAUCAAGGCGAGAGCUACUCAGCGGGCUCUGGACUAUGGCGUUCAAGCCGGGAUGGAGAUGAUUGAGCAAAUAGCCAAAGAAAGAAACAUUCCAGAUUUAAAAGGGUCUGAGUCUCUCGAAUUUCUGAAGAUUGAUUAUGUGAACUACAAUUUUUCAAACAUAAAAAUCAAUGCCCUUUCAUUUCCAAAUACUUCACUAGCCUUUGUGCCGGGGGUAGGAAUCAAGGCCCUGACCAACCACGGCACUGCCAACAUCAGCACAAACUGGGAAGUCAAGUCUCCACUUUUCCAAGACACAGGAGGAGCUGAUCUGUUUCUCUCUGGGGUCUACUUCACCGGUAUCCUUGUCCUGGCCCAAAAUGAAGUUGGUCACCCAACCCUGAAGCUCCAAGAGUGCCACGCCCAAGUGAGCCACGCCCGGGUCUCCUUUUCUGGAGAGCUCAGUGUCCUGUAUAACUCCUUCAUCGAGCCCAUUGAGAAACCCAUUUUAAAGAACCUAAAUGAAAUGCUCUGUCCCAUCCUCAUAGGUGAGGUGGAAGCACUGAAUGCCAAUCUCAGCAUGCUGGAGGUUUUAAUGAAGAUCGACAACUAUACCUUGCUGGAUUAUUCCCUGAUGAGUUCUCCAGAAAUUACUGAGAACUACAUUGACCUGAAUUUGAAGGGCGUGUUCUACCCAUUGAACAACCUCACCGACCCCCCCUUCCCUCCAGUGCCUUUUGAGCUCCCAGCAGGCAGCGACUCCAUGCUCUACAUUGGGAUCUCCGAGUAUUUCUUUAACUCUGCGUCCUUUGCCCAUUUCACAGCGGGAGCUUUCAAUGUCUCUCUCUCCACAAAAGAGAUUUCCAGCCAUUUGUUUCGAAACUCUCAAGGCAUUGGCAACAUGCUGUCCCGGAUCGCAGACAUCUACAUCCUGUCCCAGCCCUUCACGUUUCGGAUCAUGGCCACGGAGCCUCCUGUGGUCAGUUUACUGCCAGGUAACUUCACCCUGGACAUCCCUGCCUCCAUUGUGAUACUCACCGAGUCUGAGAACUCAACUGCUGAAACCAUCGUGUCCAUGGACUUUGUUGCUAGCACCAGUGUUGGCCUGGUUAUUUUGGGACAAAGACUGGUCUGCUCCUUGUCUCUGAACAGGUUCCACCUCUCUUUGCCAGAGUCCAAACGCAGCAAUAUCGAGGUCUUGAGGUUUGAAAAUAUUCUGUCCUCCAUCCUCCACUUUGGCGUCCUCCCGCUGGCCAACGCAAAACUGCAGCAAGGAUUUCCUCUGCCCAACCCAUACAAGAUCUCAUUCGUCAAUUCAAAUAUUGAAGUCCUUGAGCAUUUUCUUUUGAUUUCCACUGACCUGAAAUAUGAAACGUCUUUAAAACAGCCACCCAGAUUCUAUGGUUGGGAAGGUCUGAACCUGAUAAAUGAACAGUGGAGGGGAAAAUCGGUCCCCUGAUCGCCUGGCGUCCACUCCAGGACAUAAAUGGCCCUUGACCCCACCUACUGUACACCCAGAGGAAGAAGACAAUGCGAGCUGGAGUUGUAAAGCUCUGGUCAAGUGUUCGGGCUGAAAGUUUUCUUUCUCUACUCCUCAGAGACAAGGGGAGGCAAACCCGGUUAAAGAGUUAAAUCAGGGUGUGCCUGUCUCCAUGUGUGUGUGGUGGGAUGGGCAUUUGAAUGUGUGCUCCUGUUUCAAUGCGUGCUGUGUGUUUCUGUGUUUGUAAGAUUCUGUGGCCAAGAGUGAGGCAUGCCCUUCUGAUGAGGUGCACGAGGAACUCUUAAGCACAGAUUUGAACUGAUGUCCUCAGCGGAGAGCCCUCCAGCCCCUCCAGCUCUCUAGGGUUCUCCCCUCCCUGCACAUUGUUGGAUUUUGUGUUUUAUAUGCACUGCUACUGUCCCCUGUAUUUAAUUAAAAG